Leishmania major strain Friedlin is the source of this 7500-nucleotide messenger RNA. RefSeq lists its product as hypothetical. The record is from RefSeq and is a predicted model, not a curated record. Gene Ontology annotation, cellular component: cytoplasm. The coding region runs from base 1 to 7500 and encodes 2499 amino acids. The transcript has a single exon. Gene Ontology annotation, biological process: protein ubiquitination. NCBI's taxonomy places the organism in Eukaryota, Euglenozoa, Kinetoplastea, Trypanosomatida, Trypanosomatidae. Gene Ontology annotation, molecular function: ubiquitin-protein transferase activity.
AUGGAGUUCGAUGCGUUGCUCAACACUCUCUGCUUGACGAGCUUCGUCCUCUUCGGGCUCUGGAUCGUAGCGCAUGCUGUACAGGUGGUGGAGCUGCACUUCAUGAUGCAGGCCUACACGCAUCACAAAACAUAUAUUUUUACAAUACCAUUUGUGCCGCUCAUAACGCGGCUGUUUCACGAGAUGGCCGUGCCGCAGUUCUUGGCGUCUGAAGCGAUCCAGCGGGGCGAGCUGCCGCCAGCCAUGAGGACGCAUGGCCAUCGCACACCGGCAGCGGUGCCCGUCGAGUAUGUUGACGCGGACGGUGCCCCAUCACUAUCAACCUUGACGAACUUCGACGCCGUCAGUAGCGCAUCAUUGUCACCACCGUCCCCAUCGGCGCUCAGCACGGUCCUGAACAAGUCGCCCGCCAACACCCCCACAGACAGCCUCAGACGCAGAGCUGGCAGGACAAAGAAGGAGAGGAAGCGCAAGCGGGCUGGUGACGGUGUGGAUCGGGAGAGCGCGCAGCACCAAGAGGAGCUGCGGCAACAGGGCUCCGUGGCUGUGUCCAUUUUAGACCCCAAUCUCGCAGCCGCUGGCGACUUGGAAUUUUCCUCUUCGCCCAGCCCGGCGUGGUGGGCGCCGCAGUUGGAAGGUCGAUGCUUAGUAUUCGGUCUCCGCCUGCCGUUCGAGCUGCUCCCUGCAUCGAGGUCGGCGCCGCCGGCAAGCGCGUUCGCGAACGCGGAAGCGCGUGGUGUAGGUGGCAGUAAUAGCACGGGCAACCGGCCUGGAAGUGGCCACGGCGCCACGACGCGCCAGCCGACCGUGAACCUGCAGCUCAAGCAGUACCAGCUGAUCCCAGCCUCUCUCGUUGCCUCUGCGGCUGCGCCGUCACCGGCCUUGCACCACCACACAGUUCUAUCCAGCAACGCAGAGCUGCAGACACAAGUAGCCGUCGCACAGCAACUCUCGGUGGCACCAGUGCGUGUAUACACCCGUGCCGCACAAUCGCGUGCGCGCAUCAACACAUCCGUCGUGCCGUCGCCUCUUCAGUGCUACUCGUCCCCGGCCGCCUCUUCACCGAGCCGCUGCACAUGGCCCGGUGCGUUGCCGCUUGCUCGCACGCCAUCGCCGCACCUGGACUUUGAUUCUAUCAAGUACGCCUAUACGCAGUACUACCAGCGUCUCCUGGAGACGGCCGUGGCGGAGCAAGCCGCCAUCGCCCACCGCGCGCGCAAGCACCGCAAGUUGGCCAAGAGUGCGCAGCACAUAGCGACGAUGCUAAUGCACUACCUCAAGUACGCACGUAUAGAUGACGACGUUGAGGAUGAUGUCAACGACGGGGACGCGGAGGGCAGAGCUGGAGGCGGCGGUGGCAGCGGCUCAGCGGUCGACACUAGUCGGGCUGCAUCCAGCAAGCGAAGAACCGCGGCGACACCGAGAGCCAGAGCCGGACAUGGCAACGCAAGCGUCUUCCCAUCACGCAUCAAGCGCAGACGCCGCGCUAGAAGUGGAAAGAACCGUGGCGGGGUCGGCAUGGGCGCGGCAGACCGUCCUCAGCGCAGCUGUGGGCCAUGGAUACCGGUGCUGGGCGACAGCGCUUGGCAUCAUAGCGACAAGUACGAUGCAGUCAGACGAGACGGAGACUUGGUGUCGUCGGCGCUGUCGAGCCACAGCCUUUACCAUACCGCGGCGCCCCUGUCGCCUUCGCAGCUUUUGCCGACUCAGCAGAGUUCGCUCAACAGCCGCUCAUCACCGUCGCUCAUGCAGCCGUCGCAGACGGCGGUGGUUCCGCCACCGCUGCCUCCCGUAUACGAGCUACGACGCGGCAUCAGCAAGCGUCGCCGACGCGCAGAGACGCCGAGUAUCGCGGACAGCGCCGUCGAGGCGCUCGAGGGCCUCGUGGAGCGAGUGCGGCUCGCGCAGACGCUGCGGCCGCGGUACCAGUCGCUGCUUUGCACUGUCCGCUUCGCAGCUGAGAGAUUUAUCGUGCGUCGUGGUGCGAGCGAGCCGCCAACAUGGACGCCGCUGCAGACGGUCGCCGCGGCCGGUGUGGCCUGCGGUGGUCUGUCAUCGUCGGCGACAGACGGCCGCGGUGCGGCGAAACCGAAAACGCGGUGCUCCUCCUCCUCUUCCUCGCUCUCUCCUUACCGGCUGCAUCUGCAUCGGCGGUAUGGCAGCACGAGCAGCGACAGCGCAACCGCGGUGCGGUCUCCGCUGGCGAACAGUAACGCGUCCGCUUCAGCGUUCGGAGCUCAAGGCAGCUGGACCGCGUUUGGCUACUCUGACAACUCCGUCGACCGCCGCAGCAGUGGCGCUCGCGUCCCCGCAGCGUUGUCAUCGCAGAUCUCAAACGACUUCGCCGGAGGACAAUUUCCAGGAGACACGCGCUCUUUCUCCCUUCUUCCAUUGCGGCCCUCGCCAUUGACGGCCAUACCGGCGGAAAGCCGCAUCGACAGCAGGAACAACAGCAGCUUCCAUAGCCAUCGAAGCGACUCGCCGUCGCCCGCGCUGGCUCUCCCCAACGCCAUUGUCACUGCGCCCACCAAUGUGUCUGCCGAAAUCGCGGCGGCACUCGCGAUACCACCAUCGAUUGCCGUCAGCAGCAGCAGCGGCAGCACCAGCGCCGCGAAUGCCGCUAUACAGUUCCUGCGUGCGAGUCGGCUACGAGAGAACAACAUCCGUGCUGCCAUUGCGGCAGGCGCUGGCAUCAGCGCCGUCAGCCCCCCUUCUCUCUCUUCGAUAUUAAACCCCAGCCCAGCCACGAGCCUAAGCAGUAGCAGCUUCUACUCGGCAGUGGCUGCGCCUGCCGCAACCCGAGCACCACGCGAAGUCGGGUCACCGCACCGGUGCGCCGUCGAGGCCGAUUUAUCGAUGAGUGCUGAAGGGGCGCUGCCGCUAUCGAGGGACGUCGCCACCACGGGCAACGAGCCCGUGUCCCUUCCGGUGGACAACGGAGACGCCAGCGGCAAAGAGGUGCAGCGGAUCGGCGCGGCUGUCGCUGCCGCAGGAGCGGUGCACGCGCCGAUGGAUGAGGUAAUGACGCAGCAAACGCCGUCUCGAGCCAAAGACACCGCCUCGCGGCUACUCCGACAACAGCGGCAUCCACAACCUGCUUCGAGCAGCAGCGAGGAGGCUCCGCAGCGCGGUGCAGCGAGCGCGACUUCGCCGUCAUUGCAGCCGCGCUCGACGGACCUGCGCAUUGUCUACGUGAUUGGAGCUGAUCGCGCGACGCUGCUGCGAAGCCUCACGCUGGACGCAACGCGCAGCUUCGCCGCAGGCACGCGUAACUUUCUCUGUUUCUUUACUCGAAAGGACGAGCGGCGUGCGCAGCGGCGGUACAUGGAACAGCUCGACCGGCAGAACCGGGCUGCGUUGCAGCUCUUGAUGCUCCACGAGACGCCUGCGGACGCCCCUCAACCACGUGAGCAGCGUGACAGAGGGAACACCGCUAUCGGCCACGUGCACGUGAACAGUGCAGCGCCCCUGUGCAACCGUGCAGAGGAAACGCUUUUAAGCGCCGGUGUCACAGCCGCAUUGCGCAGCGUCCCGGGACCACCGUGGAACGUGCGCGCGACGUCGUGGACAGACGUGAACCCCCCCAGCGGCGGUUCGCGUAUGUGCGGGUCGGGCUCCGUAGACGGCGGUUUUGGUGGUGCCGGCACAGUCAACCAGCAGCCGCGUGCAACGAGGCCGAGUAAGACAGCCUUCUUCAACGUCGCCGGCGCCGACCUGCUGGCUCUGGAGGCAACCCCAACAGACAGCGCCCCCGCCACCGUCACAGCACCGUCGGCGCAUCAGUGCGACGACUCUUUCUUAUCCAUGACGCAAAGCCUCGAGGCCAGCUUUCGCUCAGUGCGGGAACUCUCGCACGCAGCGCAUCCAGGCACCGCAGAAGUCGCAGCGGCGAGCGUGGCGCCUGAUAACCGGAGCAGUAGUGCACCGGUGUUCGCCGCCACCCCAUCGCUCUCGAUGGCGCAGCCGAUGCCGACGGCCCCUGCCCCACCGGCGCCUCUGGCCGCAUGCGGCGAUGGAGAAGCCGCUCGUGGAGCAGAAGCAGAGGGCACGUUAGCGGCACACUCACGGUCGCCGUCGCUGCUGUCGCACGACUCGGAGAAGCCGUCGAACACGGUGAGUGUCUUCGAGCGCCCUUUGCUCACUUUUCCCAGCCUCGAGGGCACCAACAAUGACAGGGCCGGCAGUGCCCACGUGGAACGGCGGUCGAGUGUCGGUGAGGUGGACUCGGGGGCGCUGCUGCCGCACCAAGGUGCGGCUGACACAACAGCACCGCCGCCCCUACCGUCUUACACGGAGGUUGCCGAGCCGCUCCACCUGAAAGCGAUCAUCGCCAGUAACCCCAAGGCUGGCGACCAAGGCAUCCUCGACCACGGUGCCACAGAUGCCGCCGCUACCACGAACCCCGUCGCUGACGCUGAUGUGCUGCCACUGUGCUUGGCAUCGAACUCUGAAGAAUCAGCGGCAGCGGGCCAUAAGCACGUGGAUGUGGCGCCGCCCACGGUCAGCACCGCCGCCUCUCCGAUCCCUGCGGCAUCGGCUGCCCCUAAGAAAGACAGCAAGGAGAGCGAAAAGCACGCAGCCGCAGCGACGGCAAAAACGGACUCUGAAGCCGCCGUCAUCGACUCGGUGUCAGCUCACGACGUCCGACAGUACCUCGCGACUGUUGGCGUGACGCUGCCGCAGCAGGUGUACCUCCUGCGAGACGCGGGCGCGUUGACGCCGCUGCAACAGCUGCAGCGUAGCCUCGCCGCCUCUUCACAUCACGCCUCUGUGCUAACCUCGCGAAAAGACACUUCUGCGCACAGUACUGGCACCGACGCACCAACCGCGGCGGUGCCGCCCACCGUGGGUGGCACUGCGGCACACCACCGCGCAUUGCUGUCUGCCUCUGCCGCUGCGGUGCUCAGUCGGGGCGCCACUCGCGUUGUGGAGGGGCAAGUUGAGGUGGCGGAGCUGUCACUUGAUGUGCUGCGUCGUCAAAUAUCGCCUUUUGUGCCACUGGUGCCGCCACCGCUGAGCGACAGUGAUGGCGACGACGGUGCCGGGAGUUCGAUGAGCGGCAGUGGCAGCGAUGCGUCCGGUGCUCGUGAAACAUCGGAAUCGUACUCGCGCAGCAGUGGAGCGUCUGACGAUGACGACGGCAAGGUCGUCGUCCGGGAGGAUGUGGCGGGCGCGAGGCGCAGCUCGCCAUUCCGCCGACGGGGGAAGCCGCCGCAGAAGUCGAGGACCGCCGCCGCGGCCAACCAUCACCUCGGGCACUCCUCAAAGAAUCGCGGGCCCGCGCAGCGCUCUGGCAAAGCCUCGCGCCCACAGCGGGCGCAUUCGCGGCGGCGGCAUCAGCAGCACUCCCGGUCGUCAAGGGGCCACGGGCGGACGAGCGCCCGGUCUUCCCUGAAGCGCCGGCGACGUCAGCAUGAGCGGCGUCGCAAGCGCCACCUCGAUCGUUGGAACAGACACAUCCAGCAUCAGCGCGCGGCGGCCAACAAGGCUGACAGCAUCCCCGUCGCCGCCGGCGUGCUGUUCUUCACGGCACCGCCGAAGUUGCCCACGGCGCUAGCCCGGCAGCAGCGACAGCUGUUGCUAGAAGAGCUAGAGAGUGGCGAGCGAGGGCGGCUGUUGGUCCCGGACUGGGCAUUGAGCGGGUCCGAGGUCGCCGCACCAGCCACUGGUGCUAACGAGGACGCUCGACAGGACGUGCAGCUGGCGCCGUCGUCAUCCCCUCACAACGGACGAUCACCGCCGCGCAGUAUCUGCGUAACACUCAUCUACGCCGCCACCGCCGAGCAGGUGGCGCAGGCACUGGUGCGAGCCGCAGAAGUCGCUGCAACAGCGCUAAAGAGCCAGAGCGCCGCGUGUGAUGCAGCUGAUGGAUGGGGCCACCGAAACAGGGAGGCCGCCAACCUUGUACGAAGCCGGAGCCCGACGGUAGCGGCACGGAGAAGGAAGCGCACGUGCAGCGGCCGUGACAGCCACGAGUUCCUGAGCAGCAACGCCGACAACGGGCUGUGCUUGUCACGGCCGUCACAGCAGAGGCCUGAAGCGGCGUUCAUGGGCGAAAACUGGCAUGGCCAUCGAGAUGUGUCAUUGGCGAGCACGGAAGCGCCCAGCAAGAACAGCCUGUGCCAUUCCUUUGUCUCCGAGAAGUUGAUGCCGCGGCUGUCGCGGGCGGCCUUCUCGACUGUGGCCCCCGACGCCUUCGUCGGCGGCGAGAACCUCCGCAACAACCGCCCCGUAGACGUGCCGCCUCCAAGCCUUUGGCGCAUCCUGUCGCCGAACGGCUGCUCCGAGACGGCAACCUUCUCGGAAGAGAGUAUGGAGGACACGGAUUUUAGUGGUCGACACGGUGGCAAGGGCGACGGUAGCACGGCAGCACCCGCUGCUGCAGCCUCGCCACUCAUACGUAUACAUGACAGGCCGCCAUCUUUGCUCUUGAUCACCGAAUCUUCGGACAGCGCCUACGACUACUGCGAAGGCCGUAGCGGCAGCGGAGGGAGCGCGACAGCGGUGGGGGGCCGAUGGGACAGCCUUGGUCGCGACGCCGCCAGUGAUGGUUCUGGUGCCGGUACCAGCUAUGACGGUGUCGGGCACACCGGUACGUCGGUGUAUGUUGAAGAGCUCGAACGGAGCAGCAGCAGCGCCCGCGGCAGCUCAGCGCACUUCGCUGACAGCGGGGACGCUGACGACGACGUUGAGUGGGCAAGUUCAGCGCGCGUCUCUGCGGCCAGCGUGCACGCCGCUAAGCCGCCGUCGAAAAGCGUUCGGUUCAAGGCCACCGAGGCUAGGCGGGGCGAGGAGGACAAGGUUGACGUGGCGCACGAGCUGAUGAACGUGCUGCGCGAUUCAGCGUGCUUCCCUGAUGGCGUCCCGGUCGGCGUCUCCCUUGCCUACGUGCGCAUCGGCAAUGACCUCUACGCCAUCACGGAGGUCGUGGACCGCACCUUCCUGCAGUACCGCGAGGAGCGCGUCAUACAGUCUCGCAAGUCUCGCGAGGAAGGCGACAGCUGCAGCGCAGGCGAUGGCGACGAUGAUUCGCUCACAUCGCUCUCCGACAGUGCCGAGGAUGCUCAGGCAGACAGCUCGCUCUCUUACUCGUCCGUAAGCAACUCGUCUGUCGCGUUGGACACCUCCUUCAAGACGCUGGACGCCGCCCUGAAAGUCAUCCAGGAGCAGCAUAAAGCUGCAGCGCAACAACAAUACCGUCGGCUGCAUCGCCGCCGUGCUGUCUCGGCAAGCAACUUCGGCGACCUGUCCUACUCCCUCGCCGGCUCUGCGCCGCUGCGGCCAGGCAUGCGGCGGCAAGAGGUGCACAUGUGCUGGCGGUGCCUCAGUGCCGAGGCGGCCGUAAUCUUCGUGCCUUGCGGCCACUACGCGGUCUGUGAAGCGUGUGCAGAGGUGCUGGCGGACUGCUGCCUGUGUCGCACACCGAUCCUGUCGAGUGUGGUGCUGCUGGAGCACCACAACUCUCAACAAGCGCAAAAGCCGCCGUCGGAGCAGACGUGA